AUGGCUGAUCCGCCAUCCCUAGCCUCCCCCGCAUCGCAGCAGCCCGACCAGCUCGCCGCCUCUGAUUCCAUCCCGCCGAACUCCAACCCCCAAAUCCCCCCGCCCCCCAUCGUUUCCUCCGUGCAGGUCAACCCGGCGUCGGCUGUUACGGGAGGCAGAUCCACGGACCUCCCGCCGCAGCUGCAGGCGCCUUCUCGCGCGCAGGCGGCUGAAGGCGCCGGAGGAUUCGGUGCGAUCCACCGCUCGGGCCAGGCCCCCCUCGCCCCCGCCGUCGGCCAGCCUCCACGGUACGCGACAGCCGGCACGACAUAUGCCACGCAGAUGACCUUCCCGGGCGGCGGGGGGCAGUUGCGCCAGCAGCCGGGGCUGCGCGCGGCCAUGUUUGGGCAGGGGCAGCCGAGGAUGCUUCAAGGGCAGGGCAACGCAGCCUCCGCGGCGCAGUACGAGCUCCAGUUCCAGCCAACGAUGAUAGCGCAGCCAGGGCAGAGGGGCGUGGUACAAGGCGUGCAAUUCAACACUCCCACUGCACAAGCGCAGUCCAUGGGUGCUUCCCUGAUGAACCAGAUGAGGCCUAAUGGAAUUACUACCCCAUAUGGUGCUCAAACUCAGCAACGUUCUGCCUAUCAUGCACAAAUGAGGCCACAGCAGCAACCUGGAUCAUCACAAAAUGGUCCUGUGGUGCAGAUGUUACCAACGCAUCAGAUGCAAUCGGCAAUGGCCUCGCCUGCUUCUCCACAUCAACGCCAGCAAGAACAAAUGAUGCAACUGAUACAACAACUUCAGCAGAGAGGAUUGAAUCGCCAGCAGAUUGCGCAGGCGCUACAGCGACUUCCCCAUCUUAAUGCCCAACAUCUGAACCAGCAGCAACGGCAACAACAGCAAGCAUCUCCAAGGAUGCCAGCAUCAUCCGCAGGGAAGCCCGCAAACAUGGCAGGAUCGCAGCCGGCGACACCUUCCUCAGGCGGAACCGCGGCGGGUGCAAAUGCGCCGCAUCAAGGAGGGGGAAAUUGCAGCCAACUUCUUGGGAAGAGAAAGAUACAUGAUUUGGUGGCGCAGGUGGAUCCACUCUGCGAGGCUUGCAAAGCACAGGAAAUCAUCGGUUGUGGAAGCCAAGGAUGUGCUACUGCACCUGCAGAAGAAUUGUCACCUGUCCGCUCCUGGUUUCCCACAGGAGAGGAUGUGAAUGAAUCUGCAGAGAAAUUCAGUGUAGCCUUUGGUAGAAUUGUGGCAUUUACUACUUUGAAAAGCGUGAAUUGUAUUUGA
Molecule: messenger RNA, 1263 nt
Organism: Triticum turgidum subsp. durum (durum wheat)
Lineage: Eukaryota; Viridiplantae; Streptophyta; Magnoliopsida; Poales; Poaceae
Source: the annotation of a GenBank genome assembly